This is a messenger RNA of Paramisgurnus dabryanus, 4030 nucleotides long. RefSeq names its product zinc finger protein 385D (gene znf385d). Gene Ontology annotation, cellular component: nucleus. Gene Ontology annotation, molecular function: nucleic acid binding; zinc ion binding. NCBI's taxonomy places the organism in Eukaryota, Metazoa, Chordata, Actinopteri, Cypriniformes, Cobitidae. The record is from RefSeq and is a predicted model, not a curated record.
GAGAGAGAGGGCGCUGUGUCUAAGAAACACUCAGACAGAACAUAUGAGCAGUCGCGGCUCGUCUCGCGCCAGAGAUGCUGAUAUCUGCACCGGAGCAAGAGCUCUUUAAACACAGAGUCACAUUACAGCUGGAGAGAAAACAUCUCGCUCAGAGCCACAGCUGAACAUAAGACAAGAUAGAGAAAGAGAGAGAGAAAGAAAGAGAGAGAGUGUUUGAAAGAAAAAUUGAAAGAAAACUACACCGAAAAAGAAAGAUCAUUAUAGACGUGUUGUGGCAGUUUCACAUUCCCACAGAUGAGAUGGAUUCACUCUUAACAUCGCUGGUGUGCAGAGACGCCACACAUCUGGACGUCUGAUGAUCAUGGAGAGCAUGUUUAUUGGUAACGCCUGCCAGAGCGGUCUGGUGCCAGCGCUGCUACGAGCUCCUCUGCCCACCGUGACAUCUUCUCUGGGCAUGAAACAAUUCCUUUCCUUCCCGCUGGACAACGGUUCAACGCUGGGUCUGAUGACUGGCUUCAGCUCUGUGAGUCUCACACGUACAGUAUACAGACACUGUGACUGAGAUGGACCCUGUUCAGAAGGCUGUUUUACAUCAAUCGUUUGGUGUUCCUGCUACUUCUAAAAAGAAAUGUGCUUCAUGCGGCGUGUGCCAGCUGAGAUUUAACUCACAGAGCCAGGCACUGGCCCACUACAAAGGCACCAAACAUGCCAAGAAGCUGAAAUCCUUGGAUGGCCCGAAAUGCCUCAAACAGAAGAGUCCAAUCGCCAGGGAAAAUACCAACAAGGAGCCACCUAGAGGUCUCUCACCAUCGACGAUGGCCAACAAUACAGACAUAACAGAUGGAGGUCCUGAAGAUCUCGUGGCCCCUGCAUCUCCAUCUUCUGUGCUGAUUUCUGGUCCUAACAUGAGCCCCACAGAUGGAGAGUCUACCUCAGUACCUCAAGGAGGCGAGGACGUCGUCAUGCCCAGUCCUCCUCAGUCGACAGAACAGGAAAGUGAAGUGACCCUAGAGGAGGAGGAGUCAGAGGAGGAGAAAGCCCUCCGCCUCCUUUACUGUUCGCUCUGUAAGGUGGCCGUCAACUCCGUAUCCCAGCUGGAGGCUCACAAUAGUGGCACAAAGCACAAAACCAUGCUGGAGGCUCGCACUGGAAGCGGUUCCAUCAAAUCUUUUCCCAGACCGGGGGUUAAAAGCAAACUGACAACGCCCACCAAAACAGACACGGGCCUGCAGAACAAGAUGUUUCACUGUGAAACCUGCGACGUGCACGUCAAUUCAGAGACGCAGCUCAAACAGCACAUCAGCAGCAGACGUCACAAAGACAGAGCAGCGGGAAAACCAGCUAAACCCAAGUACGGUCCUUACAGCAAAACCCAAAGAGGACCAAUCAAACAGACGCAGGUAAAGAUGGCAAUAGGAAAAGAUUUGUGUCCAUCUCUGACAGGCCGGAUAUUGCCGUCACACCUGGCAGCUGUCGCUGCGGCGGCCGCUGCCGUAAGCUCCGCCUUUCCGCUGCGUGCCUGCCAUAACCCCGCCCUCUUUCAGACUCAGACCCUCCCUGCCACACUGCUCCGUCCCUCCCCGGGGCCAAUCAGGACUGCUCACACACCUGUACUGUUUGCCCCUUAUUGACCUUUGAACUCUGACCUCAUGUGCUUGGAUCAUCGCACCAUUUCCUCACACCGGGCUCACAGCCCACGUCUAAUGCGACAUAUCGCAAUAAUUGGAAAACAAAAACCCAAACCAGGUAACUAUGCAUUGUCAUUUUUAUGUGACACACUGAAGCUAUAAAUGUCCUGGUGAAUUGUUCGUUCAUUAUCAUCAUGGUACAAUGUGUACAACUUUGAAGAAAAUGUGAGUAUAAUAUACGCACCAUCAUGCUGAUCCUAACUGUAUUCUUUUCUGUCUUCUGUGAAACACAAGAGUUGAUGUUAUGCAGAAGGUCCGAGCUGUUCCAUGUAACGGGAACAAGAUCGUGAUUUACAUUGACAAGCCCCAGAAUGAUAAAAAUACCACAAAUCUUUUACCAUAUAAAAAUAUCACAAACAUAUUUGAAUGAAUCAUGCUAUUAUUCAAGCCAAGAAAUUGUUGCAGUCAAUAUGUUUCAGUGCUUUGGAGGACUCAAAUCUGCCACACAGAUCUGUUUCUAAUGCUUUUAUUUCAAUGUGCAUUUGUUGUACAGAAAGUAAGAGCAGUUUGUGUGUUCAGUUUGUGUUUACUGAAGAAGAAAAUGAUACACAAUGAAUAUGUGUAUGAGUAUAUACUGAGAAAAUGUACUUUUGGGAUUCAAUUUGGGAUGUUAUGGGAGGUUUUAUUUGACUGCUGUCGCACUUUAAGCUGUUUUGGUUGUAGAUUUUCACUGCUUUACAUGACUUUAGCUGUUAAUGUAAUGAGAUGAUCAGUACUUCAUUUGUAAUGAUGGGUGAUGGGUCCAGUAGUGUGAGAUGGGAUAUCUGUAGGAGUUGUGUCACAUUACACAAAUGAAAAAAAAAGUCUUUGAGUACUUAUGCUAAGCUCACCUUGUGUCAGAAAAAUGAUGAGACAGAUGAAAAAAAUGACUUUAAGGCUGGAUUUACACUGCAUAUCUUGAUGCCCAGUUCCAAUUUUUUGCCUGUAUCUGAUUUUUUCGCCGACCUGCUUACAUCAUCUUUUUAAGGCGACUCGUAUCCGAUAUAUGCAUCUACACUAAACACUUGGCAAAACAAUUCAAGGUAGACAUACUGACCCGGAACAGCUUAAAAGGAAGUAAAAUUUUGCGUUAUGCAAUGCACAGACAAAAUGAAUAUACAAGAUUAUAAAGCUUUAUUUCUGUAACAAGACAUAAAACUUCAACAUUACUCUACUAAGCGGAGCCGUCAUCCUCCAUUGCGCUGCUAAGAAGAGUCAUGUGAUCGCAUUUUUAAUGACGCACGAAACGUCUUUACACACUGAUCUGCCCGCUUACGUUGCGGACCCUAAUGCAUGUAUCCAAAUUCAUAUCCGAUUUAUUUCCACAUAUUAAUGAGGUCUGAAACCGAUCGGAGAAUAUCGAAAUCUAUGCGCUUUAUUCCUGCAUGCCACAAGAUAAUCGAGCUGAAUUUGGGCCAACUUUUAUUUUGUGCCACCAUACUUGGUCGUAUUACUACUCGUUUUAAAAGGGGAAAAUGUAGAUGUGUUUGGUCAUUUCUAACUUCAUCUCUGUUUGGCAGCAUUGAAUGAAGUCGCGAUCGUCUUCGGGGUUGAACCGAUUAUCUUAUGAGAUUUUCCUGUGGUGUGCGGUGUGUUAAGAGCCUCUGAAUCUGCUUGGAAGCACUCCGAUUGCAAAUCGUAAAUAUUCAACAUAUUCAGAAAUCAAAAAGUGGGUAAUCGCAAAGGAAAAAAGGAACACACACGCAGUAGAUUGUCAUGUGAAACGAAAAGAUACCCAAUCAGAAAUGAACUGAAAAAGCAGUCCAUUGUAUUAAUGCCAUUUCUUUAUGCCCGUUGUUUGCCAUGUUUGUUUACUGUGAAGUCACGUUUGGCCACGAGAAACAUCAGGUUUUCUCAGAUGAGACUCGUUAUUUGUGAUGUUAAUCUGAUGGUGCGUGGUGUGCUGUCAUGACCACAUAGCGGCACUCCACACACUAUAGGAACAAACGUGUUAAGUCGUCAAUUUUUUUCAUCACGUUCACAUUUUGAAAAUCUGAUGGUUUGGUUUGGCACUAGCUUUACACGUUCCUUGGUCAUAUCCAAUCUGUGCCACGUGAGAGGGAAAAUCGGAAUUGAGUCACUUCAAACAUGCAAUGUAUAUGCAGCCUAACAGUGACAUUACAAUGUGUGAUCAGAAGUUCAAAUCUGUGAAAGUUCAUGUACGCAGACUCCUAUCUGUAAUAUGUCAUUUUUGAUAUUACAAUACUUCAAUCCCAGUUUAAUUUUCACAGUCAUUCAUUACUCACAGGUUGAUUUCCCUAAAAAGUGUAAACACUGUAAUCUGGUCUGUACUCUGUAAAAAGUGAAAGUUGGUUUAAAAUUAUUUCAAUUGGUAACACCUCAAAUAAAAGUUUUUUUUCCAA